Danaus chrysippus (African queen) is the source of this 1545-nucleotide messenger RNA. The record is from the annotation of a GenBank genome assembly. NCBI's taxonomy places the organism in Eukaryota, Metazoa, Arthropoda, Insecta, Lepidoptera, Nymphalidae.
AUGAGCGAAAAGAAGUCUAAACAAAGUAAAGCAGAUAUUGCUAAACAGUUUGAUCUACCCGAGCGUCAAUCAAAGAUUACGUCGCUUUUAAAUCAAGCUGGGCAAGCGUAUUGCAUAUGCCGAUCUUCAGAUAGUUCGCGGUUUAUGAUAGCUUGUGAUGCUUGCGAGGAAUGGUAUCACGGAGAUUGUAUAAACAUUUCUGAGAGAGAGGCGAAGUAUAUUAAAAACUAUUUCUGUGAACGUUGCCGUGAGGAAGAUCCCACUUUAAAAACAAGGUUCAGGCCACAGAAACGGGAAAAUGAUGGAGAUUCGGGUAGAGAUGAUAGAAAGAAAAAACGCAAAGAAAAAGAUCAUUCAGAGAACAAAUCAUCAAAGAGACCAAAUAAAGAUGGCUGCGGAGAUUGUGGAGGGUGUUUACAGACACACGACUGUGGCCAUUGUGAUGUUUGUGAGGACAUGUACAAGUAUGGGGGUAAUAACAAAUUAAAGUUGACAUGCCGUCAAAGAUUGUGUGUCAAAAGCAAAAAGACUUCUAGGAUAUCAAGUAGUAACCGCAUAAAAAAGAAGCAUGAACGUGAAGUAUAUGAACCUGAGGAGUCAAUAUCUCAUCUUCAGACAUCAGAGCCUCGGCAGUGCUACGGACCACAGUGUUGUAAGGCAGCUCAGUAUGGCUCCAAAUACUGUUCUCAGCAGUGUGGAAUGAGACUCGCUACUGCUAGGAUUUAUCAGGUUUUGCCGCAGCGUAUUCAAGAGUGGUCUCUGUCUAGCUGUGUCGCGGAGCAGCAUAACCGACGUGCAUUAGAGGUUGUGAGGUCGGGUCUGGCAAAAGCGCAAGCAGCGCUGCGGGCCUUGGACAAGCAGCACGCGGAGAUAGACGAGAUGCUGCAGCGAGCUAAACAUGCUACUAUAGAACAUACUGACGAGAAGGAAGCAGACGACGAGACUUCCAUGUACUGCAUCACAUGCGGCCACGAGAUACACUCGCGAUCAGCCGUCAAACAUAUGGAGAAAUGUUUCAUUAAAUACGAGGCUCAGGCUUCGUUUGGCAGCAGACAUCGAACACGGAUAGACGGACAGAGCAUGUUCUGUGAUUACUACAACCAAAUUAAUGGCACCUACUGUAAGAGGUUGAGGGUAAUGUGUCCCGAGCACUUCAAGGACCCCAAGGUGAGCGACACGGACGUCUGCGGCUGUCCGCUCGUGAGGAACGUGUUCGAGCCAACCGGAGAGUUCUGUAGGGCGCCGAAGAAGAGCUGCCUCAAACACUACCAGUGGGAGAAGCUGCGGCGGGCCGAGGUCGACAUGGAGAGGGUGCGGCAGUGGCUGAGGCUGGACGAACUGGUCGAGCAGGAGAGGAACAUACGACUGGCUAUGGCAUCCAGGUCAAUGAUCUACAUAUAUAUAUUAUAUAACAUCAUUGGAACCUCAUCUACGCUAUUAUUGGCCGGUGUUCUAGGUUUGAUGCUUCACUCGACGUACAACCACGAGGUCAUGGAGAGAAUAACAAAAGCGAACGAGAACGGAAAGGUCAAAGAGGGAAUUUAA